AUGGCCCGCGCCGCCCUGCGUGCCUCCGCCAGAAACACAUUCGCUACGUCUUCCCGGCAAGCCUUCCGACAGCAGGGCCGACGAUUUUACUCGUCAGAACCCCCCAAGACUUCCAGCUCGUCGACUCUGAUCUACCUGACCGGUGCCGCCGUCGCAGGUGCUGCCGGUUACUACUUUUACACCUCGAACAACUCGGGCAGCGUCAAGGUGUUCUCCCCCACCAAGGACGACUACCAGAAGGUGUACAACGAGAUCGCCAACCGUCUUGAGGAGAACGAGGAGUACGACGACGGCAGCUAUGGCCCCGUUCUCGUUCGUCUUGCGUGGCACGCUAGCGGUACCUACGACAAGGAGACCGGUACCGGUGGCAGUAACGGUGCUACCAUGAGAUUCUCGCCCGAGGGUGACCACGGUGCGAACGCCGGUCUAAAGCAUGCUCGGGACUUCCUCGAGCCCGUAAAAGCCAAAUUCCCCUGGAUCAGCUACUCUGAUCUCUGGAUCAUUGGCGGUAUUGCCGCCAUUCAGGAGAUGCAGGGCCCCACUGUCCCGUUCCGACCUGGCCGUCAGGACGGAGAUGCUGCGGCUUGCACGCCCGACGGACGUCUUCCCGACGGCGCCAAGGGAACCCCUCAUCUCCGUGACAUCUUCUACCGCAUGGGUUUCAACGACCAAGAAAUCGUUGCCCUCGCUGGUGCUCACGCCCUUGGCCGCUGCCACACCGACCGAAGCGGAUACGACGGGCCGUGGACCUUCUCCCCUACCGUCCUAACCAACGACUACUUCCGCCUCCUUAUCGAGGAGAAGUGGCAGCUGCGCAAGUGGGACGGCCCCAAGCAAUACGAGGACGUCAAGACCAAGUCGCUCAUGAUGCUACCGGCUGACUACGCCCUCAUCCAAGACAAGGCAACGAAGCCUUGGGUAGAGAAGUACGCCAAGGAUAACGAUCUCUUCUUCAAGGACUUCUCUGCCGCCGUCACCAAGCUGUUUGAGCUCGGUGUGCCUUUCAAGCAGGAUACCGAGAAGAUUAUCUUCAAGCCUGUUAAUGCCUAA
Molecule: messenger RNA, 1050 nt
Organism: Daldinia caldariorum
Lineage: Eukaryota; Fungi; Ascomycota; Sordariomycetes; Xylariales; Hypoxylaceae
Product: heme peroxidase
Exons: 2
Coding region: 1-1050 (349 amino acids)
Biological process (GO): cellular response to oxidative stress; hydrogen peroxide catabolic process; response to reactive oxygen species
Molecular function (GO): peroxidase activity; heme binding
Source: RefSeq, a predicted model, not a curated record